CCACUCUACAAACGUUGCUAAAAGUUGUGUUCGUUGUUCUAAAAGUACUGAACUUCCCGAAGGCACUUGAAGGCAGCGUACGCUUAAGCUAACUAGCAGGCUAGCUUCCCAUAUUGCUAGGGACGGUAAUCCGUAGUGGCAACACGUAACUUGUUUAACCGUUACACGCACGAAGAAAUGAUGACACACAACUUAACACUGACUAAGCGAACAUAGCCCACAACAAAUGGAGGUCAGCGAGCACGUUUUAUCGGCGGGCCGAGCCGUGCUGGACAUGGUGGAGCGGGAGUGGCAGCCGCUUUCCCCGACCGAGUUGGACCAGCGGCUGGACCAGGCAGUGGAGGAGAUCCUGGAGGCUGACCUGAUAGCAAGACUCAAAACUCAGCCUCAUCCGACUGUUUACGUUCAGUUCCUGCAGAGUCAAACUAAUGUGCAGCCUCAAGUUUUACAGACGACAACAUCCAGCAGUGCCCCGGAGGAAGAGACACCAGAGCCCCGGGAACCGUUGGAGACCGUGGACAGUGCUGCAGUGAAGCACAUCACAGACCUGCUUCAAAGCUCCAAAUCCAGGGCUCGAAUGGCCGGACGGGCUCGCUUGUCCCUGUCCCACACUGUCCUGCUGUCCCUCACCCUGCUCUCUGAGCGCGUCAGCUACCGCUCUGUGUCCCGCCGCUUCCACCUGGAAAAAGGAAACAUCCACAGGAUCUUCUUUUCUUUCUGUGAGCGCAUAAACUCGCUGGAAGAGAGGCAAAUCAGAUGGCCAGUAGACAGCGAGGCUUUAGAGGCCCUUUUCCCACUUUGCAGUCCAGAGAAGGAGCAGGAGGAGCUGCCAGGUGUGCCUCAGGUCCUGGGAGUGUUGGGACACACUCGCAUCCCUAUCCGCCUGCCUAUAGGAAAACAUGAUGUGGAGAGCACAGUGCCUGAGGUGAAGAGGAUGAAGAAGGAGGCCCAUCCUGACUCUUGGCUAAACCUGCAGCUUAUAUGUGAUCGUAAAGGCAGGUUCCUACACUGCAGAAUCAGUAAAGGAUCAGAUGUGGACAGAGGCAUCACUCUGAGAGACAAACUCAAACAGCAUCCUGAACUGAUGCCCUCUGGCUCCUGCCUCGUGGCCAGAGCGGGCUACCCGCUCACUGCUCAGAUUUUAACCCCAUACUCAGGAAGUCAAGGACCAAAAGAGGAGCUCUUUAACAAGAUGCUUGAGGGACAUUUUCACAUCCUGGAUCAGGCUGUUGCCAACCUGAGAGCCAGAUUUCAAAGGCUCAAGUAUUUGGAUAUUGGAAACUAUGACAGAGCCAGAGCUGUUGUGCUGACCGCCUGUGUGUUGCACAAUGUGUUUUUGGACGUGGGACAAGUGAUUCAAGGGGAUGUUGAGAAAGAGGAAGCCAUAACUGGAGAGGUAGAGGGGGAGGUGGAUGAUCAGGGCAUUCAGAGACGAGACGCCAUCUCAGAUUUGUUGUUUAAAACUGUUGAUUCUAUAAGCAGAUGAUGCGAUAGUGUCUGUCAGGGAGCUUGUGUCCUUGGAGGUAAAUGUACAGUUUUGUUAUAUAAAGGUUUAUUUUAUCAGAAUCUCUACUGUCUGAGUCUGUUUGCACUCAAAACUCUUUCACUGCUACUAUCAGAUAA
This is a messenger RNA of Epinephelus fuscoguttatus (brown-marbled grouper), 1623 nucleotides long. RefSeq lists its product as uncharacterized. Lineage: Eukaryota; Metazoa; Chordata; Actinopteri; Perciformes; Serranidae. Bases 227 to 1486 code for a protein of 419 amino acids. The record is from RefSeq and is a predicted model, not a curated record. The transcript is spliced from 3 exons.